CCAAGAUGGCGGCGCGCUGAUUCACUGCGACAACACAACCCGGACGUGUUUUGACGCCGAGUUCUCCUGCGCUGAUUCGACAAUAAUGAAUCCAAUAAUGAGACGGACACUUCCUCCUUCAGUGAGGAAUCUUCUGACAGACAUCGGUCCAAAGGACGAGUGGUCGGAUGAAGAAGAGAAUGCUUCGGCGGUCAGCAGGGAUGGGAUCCUGCUCCCCGGCAGAGGAGCUUCUUCUGGACAAGAAGAGUUCAUCACUCAGGCUUCAGCUGGUGGGAAGAACUCCAAAGUGUGCAUGCUGUGCAAGUGCAAACCUGCGUGCUACACUUGCCCUCGGUGCAACUUGCAUUACUGCGGUGUGGCUUGCUACCGCAGCCCGGAUCACUCCAUGUGUUCAGAGGAGUUCUACAAGGAGUCCGUUCUUGAGGAGUUGGGAAACAUAGGGGAGGCAGACCAAGAGGGGAAGAAGAAAAUGCAUGAGAUUCUGCUCAGACUGAGACAAAAAGCCCAAGUUACAAACGGAGGAAUGGAAAGCGUGUUAAGAGAAGCCGGAAUGGAGCAAGCCGGCAACAUUGAGGCUAUGGACCUGCUUUCCAGAUUAGCUGAGCUUCAGGAAUCGGGAGCGGAUAGUGCGGGGGAGAUGGAGGACAUGUUGAGAACACUGGAAGAGAUUGGAGGCCAAGAAGACGAUGAGGAGCCGGCGGAAAGCGUGACCCGACAUCUGUCCGAGCUUGAUCUUGACAAGUUCUCCGAAGAGGAGCUGUGGGCGCUCCUUGACAACCGUGAGAAGGAGAAGUUUACUGGUCUGCUGAGGGAGGGCACUCUUGCCGGCUUGAUCCCAGUGUGGAGGCCGUGGUGGGAGGAACACGACCAGGUAGGGAAAGCACUAGUGGAGGUACUGGAGGAGGAGGUUCAGAAUUCACAUCAAAAAGUGAAAAAGACUAAGAGCAAGAAUGAAACGGCAAAUUCGGUGGUCUCUGGUGUCCCUGCCAUUUCUGCUAAGAUCCCCAAACUAAGCUCCUUAUGUUCCAAUCCAUCUCCAUUGGUCUGCUACAGUGUGAUCAACACUCUUUAUUGCUAUACUUUCACAUUGCAGCUCUUCAACGGUGACGCCGAUUCGCUCCUGUUUGAAUUCUGUGACACGAUGCUCACCUUGUCGGAGGCGCUGAGCUCCAGCAAGGUUUUUAACUCUGUCCAAGAGGCCGUACACAGCGGAGAGGCUAUCAUCUUAGGAGGAGGCUACCUCAACAAACAAGAAUCCCGCGCCACCGACUUGGCAGUAGAAGCCACCGCUCACGUCCUGACAGGUAAAGACAAAGAUAACGUCGCGGGAUACAUCCUGGCGGCCUUGAGUCAGCUACGGUCAGCGUUCUCCCAAGCCAGAGCCUCUCUCUCCAAGGGGGGAGAAGAAGGCGCAAGGAGACAGAAAUACUUCCUGGCUUCCAAGAAGUGUGAAUUCUUUCAAGCCUGGACGCUGGAUCAUUCGUGUGGCACACGCGGGCUGGCUCUGGAGCUGUGGAACGAGUACGGUCGACGAGAGAGCCGAAGGAAAAAUGUGGAAGAAACAAAGACGCUCGUUGAGGAGACCUUUAAAAAAGGAAAUAGGAAAAGCAAUAGUAUGUUGAUCCAGGAAUUAAAAUAAAUUUUUUUAAGGAAGUUUGUGAUGCAACACAUGAAUAAACCA
Messenger RNA from Syngnathus acus (greater pipefish), 1681 nucleotides. RefSeq names its product zinc finger, HIT-type containing 2 (gene znhit2). Bases 86 to 1639 code for a protein of 517 amino acids. Lineage: Eukaryota; Metazoa; Chordata; Actinopteri; Syngnathiformes; Syngnathidae. The record is from RefSeq and is a predicted model, not a curated record. The transcript is spliced from 2 exons.